AUGGCUACAGCUAGUCCACCGGGUCAAGGAAUAAAAAAUGGUAUGAAAAUUCUCGUGAUUGGUCGCAAUGGAGUUGGAAAGUCCUCCUUAAUCAAUAAAAUACUUGGAGCACCUAGAGCAAAGGUUGGUAGCUCUGUGCAGCCUACUGAGCAUAAGGUAGUUGAAGAAAUUCACCACACAGUAGGUGAAAAUAAUGAUAUACCAGUUACAGUAUAUGAUACUCUGGGCUUUGGAGAUGCAAAAAUAAAAGAUAGAAGUAUCAUUGAAAAAGCAAUAUCAAAAAUGAAGGAUGCUGACAUUGUUCUAAUAUGCCACAGAUUGUAUGCCAGAUUUGAAGACACCACUGAGAAAAUGCUCAAAGAGAUGAUAAGAGCACUGGGUAACGACUUGAUGCAGCACACAAUCAUUGUGUUCACCAAUGGGGAUCAAUAUCUUACAGAAUGGGAUGAAAGCAGUGGCAUAACUGCUAAAGAACAAAUGGAAGAGCAAGAAAAAAGACAUAUAAAUACAGUGUAUCUUGCAGGCGGAGGCACAGCAGGAGCAGUUCUAGCAGGAGCGGCAGGUGGUGCAGCACUUGGUGGUAUUAUAGGCAGUCCCAUAGUACCUGGGAUUGGUACUGUAGCUGGUGCAACAGUCGGUACGGUGGUUGGUGGUGGAGCUGGACUUAUAGUUGGAGGAGUUGGAGGAACAGGAUUAACUGCUGCUGGGCUGAAGGUAGCAGAAAAGAUUGAGAAAAAGAAAGAAAACAAAGAAAACAAUUGA
Messenger RNA from Amphimedon queenslandica, 762 nucleotides. RefSeq names its product tRNA modification GTPase MnmE-like. Gene Ontology annotation, molecular function: GTP binding. The coding region runs from base 1 to 762 and encodes 253 amino acids. The transcript has 2 exons. Lineage: Eukaryota; Metazoa; Porifera; Demospongiae; Haplosclerida; Niphatidae. The record is from RefSeq and is a predicted model, not a curated record.